Didymodactylos carnosus is the source of this 729-nucleotide messenger RNA. The record is from the annotation of a GenBank genome assembly. Lineage: Eukaryota; Metazoa; Rotifera; Eurotatoria; Philodinida; Philodinidae.
AUGCGUCGGCGACAGCCGAAGGGUAAAGUCCGCAAAUUACAAACAUGGACAAAACAAUUUGGACAAAUAUAUGGAAUUUAUGAAGGAACAAUACGUGUUUAUAUUGUAUCCAAUGCCAACUUUUUACAAGAAGUAUUUAUUAAACAAUUUUCAAAUUUUUAUGCACGAAAAGGAGUCAUUCAGACAAAUACACAACUUGUAAAUUUGUUUACUUCUGAUGGAGCUACAUGGAAACGUCAACGACAUGUGAUUAAUCCAACAUUUUCUGCUAUAAAAUUGAAAGAAAUGGCGCCGCUUAUUAAUGAUUGUAUUAAUCAAUUGAUGAAUAAAUUACAAACAUAUGCAGAUAAAAAUGAAGAAUUUAAUAUCUAUGAAUUAUAUAAACGAAUGACAAUGGAUGUUAUCUGUCGAUGUGCAUUUGGUAUUGAUACUAAUAUGCAAAAUGAUCCCGAUAAUAUCUAUUUGAAAAAGGCCUAUAGAGAGUAUUUGCCACUGAUUUUCUUCACACAACGUUCUCAUUCACAACGUUCUACGAUGAAACUAAGUGCACUCAUACCAUCAUUCAAUUCAUUAUUUAUUAAAUUAACGUUUUUACAAAAUAAUCUAAAACGACGUAUAAAUCAAAUAUUUCCAUCGUCGAUUGAAUAUUUCGAAGAACUACCGGUGCUAUGGUUGGGUAAUCGUGUAACUGAAGUAAUUGAAAUGAGAUCUAAACAAGCUAAACAAUGA